Messenger RNA from Gavia stellata (red-throated loon), 516 nucleotides. It is a transcript of the gene TMEM35A, whose product is annotated as transmembrane protein 35A. Lineage: Eukaryota; Metazoa; Chordata; Aves; Gaviiformes; Gaviidae. Gene Ontology annotation, molecular function: acetylcholine receptor regulator activity. Gene Ontology annotation, biological process: chaperone-mediated protein complex assembly; positive regulation of protein localization to cell surface. The transcript has 2 exons. Bases 1 to 507 code for a protein of 168 amino acids. The record is from RefSeq and is a predicted model, not a curated record. Gene Ontology annotation, cellular component: endoplasmic reticulum.
AUGGCAUCUCCCAGGACUAUCACUAUCGUCGCCCUCUCUGUGGCCCUGGGGCUGUUCUUCGUCUUUAUGGGGACCAUCAAACUGACCCCUCGGCUCAGCAGAGAUGCCUACAAUGAGAUGAGACGAGCAUACAAAAGCUACGUGCGGGCCCUCCCCAUGCUGAAGAAGAUGGGAGUCAGCUCCAUCCUUCUCCGCAAGAGCAUUGGUGCCCUAGAAGUGGUGUGUGGCAUUGUCAUGACACUGGUGCCUGGUCGCCCCAAAGAUGUGGCCAACUUUCUCCUCCUCCUCCUUGUGCUGGCUGUGCUCUUUUUCCACCAGCUAGUGGGGGAUCCACUCAAGCGUUACGCCCAUGCCCUAGUCUUUGGGAUCCUGCUUACCUGUCGUCUGCUGAUUGCCCGCCAGCCUGAGGACCAGCUGUCAGAAAAGAGGAUCCUGUCAGUGAAUGGGGAUGAGCAGCCACUCAUCCAUGAAGCAGCUCCUGAGAAAGGCAAAAUGAAGGUAUCCUAGUUGAGUGCA